Molecule: messenger RNA, 351 nt
Organism: Hepatospora eriocheir
Lineage: Eukaryota; Fungi; Microsporidia; Hepatosporidae
Source: the annotation of a GenBank genome assembly
AUGGCUGAAGAAAGAUUUAGGAAGGUCAAAAUGUUUGUUGUGAAAAAGAGAGAUCGUGAUUCUCUGCCUCCUCUCCUACUUGAACGUGUGGAUAAGAGUAGCAUUAUCUACAGUGAUGGCUGGAAAGCUUAUUCCGGACUAGGUACUGUGUUUAACGACCAUAAGGUCGUUAAUCAUUCUGAAAAUUUUAUUGACCCCAAUACUCGUUGCCAUACUCAAUUAAUUGAGUGUAUUUGGGGUCAAGCAAAAUUGAAGAUAAUAAAGAAUAAGAGGGGAACUACCUUUACAAUGUUACAAGGCCAUUUGAGCUUUUUCUGUUUCUGUUAUCAAUUUAAAGAAGAAUCUUUAUAA